Pimephales promelas (fathead minnow) is the source of this 5611-nucleotide messenger RNA. RefSeq names its product ELMO domain containing 3 (gene elmod3). The record is from RefSeq and is a predicted model, not a curated record. Lineage: Eukaryota; Metazoa; Chordata; Actinopteri; Cypriniformes; Leuciscidae.
AAUUGCGUAAUUCGCAGCUAAGAAAGACAACGCUUAAUUGUUUGCACGUUUUGCUGUACAUUAUUUCGUAAAAGACUAAUUAUAGGCAAGUUAGCUAAGCUAGAAGCGAGAGUACAAAAAGAUUGUGGCAGUUUAACGUUAGCUGGUUCGCGAGACAGACGCUUUACAAGUCACUCACUGAAACGUGACGAGACUGUUGCUGACAUCAGAAGGCCACAGGGAGGAUUCUGAAGAGACCCUUAGUAACCCUCCAAUCCAUCGUUAAACUCCCUUUUUAGCGACACAUCCCCAUAAUAAGCCUUCAAUCCUCCAAGUAGAAUUUCAUCAGAGUCAUCAACACAGGCACUGUCAAAUACAGCUUCAUCACUGCUGUACCCAAUCAAUGUCUGAUUUCUGCUCCUUUUGCAACACUCCAGUUUCACAUAAGUGGACCUAUAACAAGCCUAACUUUCACCUAUUAAUGUACCACAGACCCGGUACAAUUAGCGCUUGACAGACUUGAGAAAUCCAUCUCCAACAAGGCCAUCACGAUUCACAACUUUCUGCACAGUCCCACUAGAACGAAACCUUAAAAAAACUGAAAUUAUGCCUCUGCUCCUUGGCCCAACUCUACCAGCCCCUUUUUGAAUCUCAAGAAGUGGCAUGGUUAAACAAUGCACUACUGAAAGGUCUUCGGCUGUUUCAGUCUUAAUCUACGCUUGUAGGACAAGGAGCAGGUGCUUCUGAAAGCGUUGAAAGUGCUCUAGAACCAUGUGUGUCCAUUGGGCAGUGUUUACGAUUGGCCUAGUCCACAGGAUGGGUGGACAGUAGGGGGACAGUGAGACAGUGGACUCAUGUCAUGGAAGGGGUUCUUGCAAUCACAGUACAUACAGAGGGCUUGAAUGGUUUUCCACAAGAAUGUAAACAGACAGAGGACCUAACCAAUGGGCACUCCAAAUGCACAACUAUCCUAAAUGGAUUGUCUCCAGGUAAUUGCAUCAAAGAGAAUGGCAACUUGAAUGGCAACCCUUAUCUUAAAACUGUCCCUAUCUCAGCACUAAAACAGAAUGGACUCUUACAGUCUCUGGCAGCAGGAGGCAAUCAGACUAAAACAGAAGAGGUGAGCUUGGAGGUGGAGCGAGCACAAGAGGAGUGGGAUGCCCUGGAGAGCAUCCAACCAGUUCUUGCUGAGGAUCUCACUCCAUCACCACUGAUCUCCUUCAAUGAGGCUCUGCAGCAUUUUCAGACAACUGAUCUUGGAGACUUGCUUAAGAAUAUUCAGCCCACCAUUCACAGGACUGGAUUGGCUGCCAUCACCCAUUUCUUGUUCGGACCUCCACGGCUACACAAAGACCUUUUAGAAGAGAGAGACUUAGUGUUUGCCAUCGCACAAUGUUCUCUGGAUAAUGGACACUCAGUGCACAUGCGUGUACUCCAGACCGUCUACAGGAAAUUGACUUGCACUCGAGCAGACUGCCCUCGCUAUGGACCACACUGGGAGAAUGUGGGCUUUCAAGGUUCAGACCCUGCUACAGAUCUAAGGGGAACUGGUUUUCUGGGUCUGAUGCACAUUCUCUACUUCGUCAUGGACCCAGAGAUACUACCACUUGCUAGAGACAUCUACAGACUCUCUCAGCAUCCAGUCCAGAAUUUUCCAUUCAGUGUUAUGUCAAUCAACAUGACCCGGAUCGCUCUCCAUGCUCUUAGAGAGGAAGUCCUGUCCAAGGAGUGUAACCGAAGGCAGCAGGUUGUAGCUGUACUGAAUGAUUUUUAUGUUGCAACAUUCCUGCACCUCUAUCAGCUGUGGAAGAACCAGCAGAAAACUAUCUCGGAUUCUGGCCAUGUACUCAAAGAAGUGGAGCUUUUUGCUAAGAAGAACCCCAAGCAGAUUCUCAAACGUCUCGAGGGCUACCUGAAGGAGCGACGUGCUGGGACAGGACACCGGACAUCACCAGACACACUAUCACAUAGCAACCCAUCGCCUUGUGACACUGGGUCUCAAGCAGGGAGUCAAGGCGGGAAGGAGGGGAAAGAGAUCAAUUUCAUCGGAGUGUGUGAGCUGCCACCUGAAAUGGAGGGAGAGGCGAGACUAAUCUGAGAGACAUAGAGGCAUUUGAUUUGUACAAUCUCAACUAUCUCUCAUGCUCUAACUUGGUCUCUCUGUUUCUUUGUUUCCUUUCUGUCCUUUCUUGCUUAAGUACACUCAGAAACAAGUCUAUGUUGUAACUGUAUUGCUAUAAAACUCUUCACGGUCUUCUGUUCUCUUGUAGUACAUUGGCUCUUUAAUGCUUUCUAUGAAAAAGACCAGUAGAUUUAGUAGCUAUCAAUUAAAAAGGAGAAUCUUAGAAUGACCUGCCUCAGUUGCAGGCAGCAGUUGUCUUGAACCUGCCUGAAAGAAAGAGGCUUACAGGCCUCAUUGGUGUGCAGUUGCAGAGUGGCCUGCAGAAGCAAGCACCUUACCCACAACUGUGGUAUUGAGUGAGAAAGACUUCCUGUGUGAAGGCCUGACUAUUAGGCAUGUGUUUGAGUGAAAGCCUUGUCCUCAUGGUCAUUUGAACAUGUUCACUGUGACCGAGUCAAUAUUCAGGAUAGUUUGCAGAGUUCGUAUUGAUGUUGAAGAAGUUGUUUUAUUUAAAUAGCAAAUGUAAUCAAAUGUUGGCUGUUUUUUAAAAUCCCUUUAGAGAGAUAAAUGUCACAAUAUGAUUCAGAGAUUUUCUGGCAUGUUUAUUUUGGCAGGAACUCUUCAACAAGAGCCUGACAUGGUGAAGUCAGGACAUCUUUUGCAUUUUAAAGUGCAUUUUAGUGACCUGUAGACCAAAAUGUAUGAAUGUGUGAGUAUCUAUUUUGCAGUUCCGUUACAAAGCUUACAUUGACCCUUGCAGACUGAUCACUAUUAACAGAAUUGUCUUUAUCAGCUAAAUUCUCUUUGCGCUUUGAGCCACGAUUAGGACUGUAUUCAAAGUUGAAUGUGAUAUUUGGAGGUGUUAUGCUUGUCUGCAUGAAGCAAAAGCCUACAUGUUUCUAGCAGGUCAGGUACAUUCCUGUUGUAAGUAGUCAUAACGUGUCUGUGAAACAUUGUGAGGACGAUCCCAUUGCAAAUAACUUGUGCUGGGUCAUUUCAAGUAUCCCGGAGGAGCCCCGAAUUUAUGUUUUCAAACCCUGUUAUGCCGGAAAUGAUCCUAAAAAAAGUUGUUAUCGGUUUCUUAUGACAUUUCUCAUGCUUGGACCGCUUUCUCAAUCUGCCUACUAGCUUGUCCUGAGAGAAUAGAUGGUGUGUUUUUAAACUGUUGGACUGAUUAAAUUGUUACAGCACUUUUAGCAAUGAAAGUGUGUAAACAAGGCUUAAUAGGGCUACUCGUGUCUAUAAAACAUGGCUUUAAAAAAAACAUUAGCCAGGACGCUGCUGGUCAUUUAAGCUGUAUGUUAUACGUAAGCUAAUGAUUAUUUCCUUGAGAGUUGCAUGAGACACGUCGAAAACUUCAAUAUCUAAAAGUGAAUCACUCUAUUGAACUUCUUGCAUCUAACAAACAGCAUUCAAGUAGAGAUGCGAGACCUGUUUAUAGUAUAGUCAAGGACACCGUGAGACUUGUUGAUUUAAACACGAAAAAAGUAGAAUACUUUACUUUAUUUACUGUUGAGCCACUUCAAGUUAGUGCAGAAAUCAAGUUAGUUGAGAAUUUGAUGUAUUUUUGUCAUUUGCGUCUUGUUCUCCUUAGUCCAGGUCCAUUAAAGAUGUGAGGGUUACAACAGUCAUGUAAAUUAACAGUGAUGUACUGUACAUUUUGGGAAAAAAAACUUGAUGGGGAAAGUCUUUCCUCCCUUUGCAACCCUAUCCUGCACUCUCGUCUUGUAAGCAUGUCAGGUAGCGCUAGAGAUGUAGCAUCCAGGAAUAGUUGUUUUCAAUUCCUUGUUAAAAAAGCUUGUUAAUCUAACUUGGUAUGGUUGCAUAUGUUUGUCUAAGUUACCUAGUCCAAAGUGUUGUUAGACGAUAUGAGUACAGUGCGUUCUGUAUGUUUCAGGUUUAUUUGUUACGCUCUUACUUUAUUAUUGUGUAUCCCCCCCGUUAAACGACAUGAAUAUAAAUACUCAGUGGAUGUAUAUUAGAAGUCUUGUCACUUUAGCCAGUUUCAUUUUAUAUAAAGCAGAGUAGUAUUUUAUAAACUUGAAUAAGAGCAAAAGCAUGAUGGGAAAAAGAUUGUUUAUAUACAAAGGCAAAUCACCCUUUCCAGGGUUAUUUAAUAUAGUUUGGCCGGUUUGUAUUAGUUUAUAUAAGCAGGUUCAACACUUUCAUAAUCCUGUAUAUCCGAGUGAAUUCAGUGCUGCUGUAAACUCCACGGUAAGCAUUGCACUUGAAUCCCGAUGAUUUUGUUUUUCAUACUGACCUGCUGAAAGCAAGAGUGAAUUUUAUGAUGUUACAUAAUAGUAUGUCCGCUAAUUUCAGUUUCAAGCGGUUAAGAGGAGACACAAAUAUUGUCAAGUGAGAGUAUUGACCAAAAAAACAACAACGAUGGAACGCACAUGUACAUUUCCUUCUGUUUUAGGAUAUUUCAAGCCGUCAACUAGCCGGUUACUACUACUCAAAAGUGUGCUUUUAUCUUGCAUACUACAUUGCUCAAAACUCCUUAUGAACAAUCAAACCUGCAGAUGAUCAUGAUAUGAGCCUGGUUUGGCACAUUUUCUUGUAUAUGUCCACACAAUCAGUUGUUUAGUCGUUGUUUUGCUGUAUUUAAUUUUAUUUUUUUUUAAAGGAGAGGGUGGUCUGUAUGUGAGAUGACUAUUAAUGUAUAUGUCUUCUUUUCUUCUUCUUUAGCGUCUUCUUAGAAGAAAAGAAGAUAUACAUAAAUAUAUAUAUAUAUAUAAACAAAAUUAUAUGAUUGUAACAUGAUGAUUGUUACCGGGGCAUAUUAUGCAUACCUCAGGCUUCAGACAAAUCUCUUCUGGGCAGACAUUUUAUUGAGGACAGCCAUGAUCCCAUGUCGUAGCACAAAAUGGUGUGGUGUCUUUUGCAGUAAUCUACCUAGCUUGAGAAUGUACUGUAUGUAUAUGUAUGUACACUAAUGCAGCACUGCAAAUAUUGACUUCUACAAUAUAUAUUUCUAUAGCCCAUGUUUGUGAAAACCGUAGUCUUACACGCUGAAACGCAACUGAACCUUUGCUGGAGGAUGUUUUUAACAAUCUUAAUGGUUUGACGUCGAAACAAAUCAGACAAUUUUGUGGCCUUUGGUAUUUACUGUGCUUUUGUGAAUGGUUUUUUGCAACGUUGCAAUGUCAAAAACGAUUCACUCUACUAUGGCACAAUGUAACAAUAUUUGUUUGGACCAAAAGGAACAUUUGUGGGUUUGAAGCUGGUUUGGAGGUCAAGCUCUUUUAAUGAGAAAUCUUGCCGUCCUAAAUGUUAGAAUCUCUCCUAAAUGUUAGAUUUCUUCCCAGUGUGUUUUAGAUGAAAGCAUUCCACAAUACUUCAUUUAUCUGGUCCACUGAGAUGACAUUUAUUUGUUGAGAAGAUACAAACCCAAAUGUCCAAUUUGAUUCAUUUAGUUGCCCUGAGUCAAAUUAAAACAAAAGUCCAAAAUUUCCUGCACUUAAUUUAAAGAUGCAUCAUUAUUGUCUGUUAUGAUCCUUCAGAGCAUUU